Danaus plexippus (monarch butterfly) is the source of this 1299-nucleotide messenger RNA. RefSeq names its product protein farnesyltransferase/geranylgeranyltransferase type-1 subunit alpha (gene Fnta). Gene Ontology annotation, biological process: protein geranylgeranylation; protein farnesylation. Gene Ontology annotation, molecular function: CAAX-protein geranylgeranyltransferase activity; protein farnesyltransferase activity. The record is from RefSeq and is a predicted model, not a curated record. Gene Ontology annotation, cellular component: cytoplasm; CAAX-protein geranylgeranyltransferase complex; protein farnesyltransferase complex. The transcript has 5 exons. The coding region runs from base 218 to 1189 and encodes 323 amino acids. NCBI's taxonomy places the organism in Eukaryota, Metazoa, Arthropoda, Insecta, Lepidoptera, Nymphalidae.
AAUGACAACACAUGCCAUCUGUGGUUGUAUAGGAUAGUUUCUAAAAUAAUUACUAUUGAACUAAAUUACCUGUAUGAUAACAAUGCUCGCAUCCAAGCCUUGAUAGUGUUUAUUUAAAGAUAUCACCUUGUAUCCUAAAACAUACACAGAAGUCACGUCUUAUAUGUUUGUUAGUGGAUCAAAUUUUCAGUGAUAAAAUAGUAGUCCAGCCUAAAUCAUGUCUGACAGUGGAGACAGUGAUGUUUACUGGGUACCCUAUAAGGAAAGACCGGAGUGGAGCGAUAUAACUCCCGUUCCCGAAGAUGAUGGGAUUACACCAGUAGUGGUCAUUGCACAUUCCGAAAAGUUCAAAGACGUAUACGAUUACUUUAGGGCAGUACUGCAGAAGAAUGAAAAAUCAGAGCGAGCUUUACAUCUCACAAAGGAGGCUGUGGAACUAAAUCCAGCAAAUUAUACCGUGUGGCAAUAUAGGAGAGAUCUGCUCAAAGAAUUAGCGACAGAUCUGAGAUCGGAGUUGUAUUAUGUUGAAUGUGUCAUAAAACAGUCGCCAAAGAAUUACCAGGUGUGGCAUCACAGACGUGUGUUGGUCGAAUGGCUUCAAGAUCCGUCCCAAGAAUUGGAUUUGACGGGAGACACUCUCAUAUCAGACCCUAAGAAUUAUCAUGCAUGGCAACACCGACAAUGGGCGAUCAAAACUUUUGGACUAUUUGAUAAAGAGCUGGAGUUUGUGGACAAUCUUAUAUCUGAAGAUGUCCGCAACAACUCGGCUUGGAACCAACGCUACUUUGUUAUGAACAAUCAUUUAGGCUGGUCUGAUCUUAAUGUGCAGAAAGAGAUAUGUUAUGCCUUGGAAAAAAUCAGAUUCAUCAAAAACAAUGAGAGCGCCUGGAAUUAUUUGAGAGGCGUCUUAUUACAUGAUAAAAGAGGUCUGAGUGGUAAUGCCGUGGUGCUGUCAUUUUGUGAGGAUUUAUUUAAGAAUAGAUGCCAUUCACCGUAUUUACUGGCAUUCAUUAUUGAUAUCUGUGAUGAAGUCAUAAAGAAAGGAGAGACAAGUAUUACAUAUGGACCGGAACGGGCUCUAGAGCUUUGUAAUGCAUUGGCUGAUAAAUAUGAUAAAAUCAGAACAAAGUAUUGGAAUUAUAUGGCAAAUAAAUUCAAAGCACUCAUAGAUUUGAAAGCUACUUACUAACUAUUUGCUUCCACGUAAUAGAUUAAAAUAGCAACUGUAUCAAAUUGAAUUUAUGUAACAAAACUGAGAAGAAUAUUUUACAAUGUUUUAUUAAAGUUGUCAAUGCUAAA